AUGCCCCAGGCUUUGACAGGAGUCGCAGGACUAGCGUUGGUCUUUCGGUAUACCAUCAAGACAUGGAUUCGAUGGAUGUUGCCUCACGUUAGUUCCCCGGAAAGAGUCUGGGGUAUGGAGGAUAUUCUGUACGGCACUGCAUAUGCGUUUGAUGUCUCGCACAUGGUCUUCAUUCAGCGCAGGUCGGUCAUUCUGGAGCAAGAAAAUGUGCCUCGAGUUCCUUCUGACACAUUGACAAGCUUUGAGAAUGGCCUCGGGAGGCACAUGUGGUUCCUGACGGAUUUGGAAAGAAAAAUGGCGUUGAAGAACGAGUUCAUUUCCCAGCCGCUGGCUGUCACUGCGUCCAUGUUGAGUCGCUCCGGCAUGAUGUGUUUCCUCUACACGUGCUUUAGCAGCAUCGAUAAGCAUAUCCGGGUAUCCAUCCUCAUGUGCAUGGCAAUACAGGUCGUGGUGAACAUGGUGACUGUGGUUCAAAUUAUCGUGCAGUGCGGACCCGAUCCCUACCAUGCA
Messenger RNA from Aspergillus thermomutatus, 510 nucleotides. RefSeq lists its product as uncharacterized. The record is from RefSeq and is a predicted model, not a curated record. The annotation marks the transcript as partial. The transcript has 2 exons. Lineage: Eukaryota; Fungi; Ascomycota; Eurotiomycetes; Eurotiales; Aspergillaceae.